Messenger RNA from Pyrenophora tritici-repentis Pt-1C-BFP, 336 nucleotides. Lineage: Eukaryota; Fungi; Ascomycota; Dothideomycetes; Pleosporales; Pleosporaceae. The record is from RefSeq and is a predicted model, not a curated record.
AUGCCUGCUGUCCUCUUUGUUCUUGCAAUCGUGCCAGAGGUCGCACGGCAUACCUUCCAUUACAUGACUACGGGAAGAAUGCUACAGUCAGACAGAAAGUUGUUCCAAUUGCGUCUAGGCGCGCUGCCUGAGCGUAGUUUGAUACUUAGAAUCUUGGAGGAGUUCUACGACGACGGGGUCGAUGUCGAGCGCCAAGCACUCGAAUGUCCAGCAGAAGACGUAAAUAUCGUAAGAUGUUCAGGUGUAACAUACAACGGCCUCAUCCUUGAAGCGAAGCGAAGCAGAUCCCGUUGCAUGCAAAAGUUCGCUGGCCACCUGAAGCUGCAGAGGAUAUAA